Myxozyma melibiosi is the source of this 2254-nucleotide messenger RNA. RefSeq lists its product as uncharacterized. Gene Ontology annotation, cellular component: RNA polymerase I core factor complex. NCBI's taxonomy places the organism in Eukaryota, Fungi, Ascomycota, Lipomycetes, Lipomycetales, Lipomycetaceae. Bases 132 to 2165 code for a protein of 677 amino acids. Gene Ontology annotation, biological process: RNA polymerase I preinitiation complex assembly; nucleolar large rRNA transcription by RNA polymerase I. The record is from RefSeq and is a predicted model, not a curated record. The transcript is spliced from 5 exons. Gene Ontology annotation, molecular function: RNA polymerase I core promoter sequence-specific DNA binding.
CUUCUACAUCCUGCACCCGAGCAAUAAUCAAACCGCCCUUUUUAAGGUCAUAUUACCGAUCCAAACCGCUAAAAAGACUUAGAUGCACUUGCUCAAGUUCCAAAAGGCGCUAGGUGCUACUUAGGUAGAUCAUGAACAGCGCUAUUGCCUGGCGAUAUGGUGAUAUCUGCGGAAUCGACAAUUGCAGAUCGAGGCUCUGGCACACAGUAGAAGGGCUACAGUACUGUCAAAAUGGCCAUCAGAAAGAGGGCGAGGUCGAAAUUGGCGAAGAUGAGUAUAUUCCCGGAACUCAAGGACGAGCGAUUCACACUGCGCCAACAAGCCAACCGGCAGCUAGAGAAGAAAGAAUCUACUAUGGUCGGAAAGGCUAUGCUCUGUUUCUAAAGUGCUAUCAAAUACAUUUACAGCGGCAAGUGGCAUGGCUCAUUCGAAAUCAGCACGCUCCCGAGAGAUUGGAGAUCAUUGCCAAGGCUAUUUGGGUGCUAUAUCUGGAAGCACGAGGAAUCAACUCUACAGCGAUAGAUUUGGAUGACGACUCUCCUGACGAGGAAGAAGAAAACAGCACAGAUGAUCGAAAUAGUCAAGCAUACCCUUCUUCAUUUUUGCGAAGAUCCUAUGGUCUACCAAAGUGGAAGAUACCUUCGGAAACACAAGCGGGAUCUUCUAGCGAGCAGAUCAAGCUGGACCAUGAUUCUGACGAAGAGAUCAAAAACGACUACCACGACGAAGCAGAAUAUCAGAGCAUAUCAUCGAGUGAUGAAGCCGAAGACGAUUUAGGUGGCAGGCUUGCAAAUCUCUCGCUAUCAGCAUCGCGGUAUACAAAGACAGGAUCCGAGUUUGUCGCUCUCAAAUUGACAGAGAGCGUGAUUAUAUGCUACAUUGCGUGCCGGAUACUCAAAGUGCCGAUAUUUUUGUGCGAUUUAUACAGACUUUCCCGAAGUGGCGAGUUUCCUUAUAUGCGAGCAGCUGGUGGAAUUCCAUAUUCAAUAAGAAGGCAUUUGGAGAGCAGGUAUCUUCGGAUAUUUGAGCCUAUAUCUUACCCAUUACCAGGAAUAUUCUACACGUUUUGUGGAUAUGUUACUGGUCUGCUCUCGACCAGAUGCAAGCUGACUGUACCUCCGAUACCUGCAUGCGGCGUUCUUCUUACUCGAUUUAUUCAUGACCUUCUUUUGCCGCUUGAAAUCUACCAGGCCGUUGCCCAUCUUGAGAAAAUUACGGGCAUAGAGUUUGAGUUCCAGCAAGAGAUUGGAUCGAAAAGAGGGUAUAUCCAUCCGGAGAUCAAAAUUAUGGCGCUGACAAUAGUAGCUACGAAACUCUGCUACGGUAUGGACGGCACAACUCGAACUCCUACGAGUAUCCUGGAGCAAGCGGCUCAAGAAAUUGACUGGAAUCGAUGGAAGAAAGAUAUUAUAUCAACCUGGGUCAAGGAAGACUGGGAGCAUACAGACGAAGUGACAGACAAAAAUACCAGGAUGGGAAAGAUUUCCGAACGCAUGCCAACUCCGAGUGCUCAACAGUUGAAACUUAGCGGUCGGAAGGGAGUAAACGCCAAUCCUGGACCGUUUGAUUACAACUACGAAGAUCCCGCUCUUUGGACUGACGAGCGCACUAAGAGAUUUCUGGAUUUCUACGAGAAGACGUGGGUUAUUCGCGAUGAAGAAGAAGCCAAAGAGUUGCUACCACCACGACAUUUCCUGGAUAUGUUCCCCCUUCAGACGAGCAAUCGAGAACACGAUAGCAAUGACGCAGCGAUUGACGACAGCUUUCAAAUGACCCAAGCCGACAGAGAUUACCAAACCACCAUGCUUGAUGCUAAUGUGUUUGAGGGUACUGACUACGGCUACAACAAUCAAGAGGACAAUACAGAAACAGCGCCCGAGCCAGCAUUAUCGGUAGUGGACAACAAGAUCCGUAAUCUCCAAAGCGGCACAAGACCAAUUAACAUCGCUGCUUCAGAACGACCGGAACAUUCUCUUCUUCCCGGAAACGAAUAUCGAAUACACGGCGUUUAUAGAGAUCUGCCCGACUUUGCUGAAGAUUACGAUGAGCUCACACAGGUGCUUUACGUGGCAGGCGCGAAGAUUACUGGGUGUAGCGUGCACCAACUGAGAAAGGCAAUAUGGAAUAUGGAAAACCUCUGCGUGAACGCCAUGCAGAAACAGUAAGCAACUGGGGCAUAUGGGCUUGCUCGUCUGAAUUUUAGUAUUUUGGAUUAUUUUGUAAUAUAGGAUUAAGGGACUGCAUUCUUUCACCA